GGUCGUUGGUAAAUUUUUAGAAAUAUUUACAAGCGGUGCUUGAUCAAGUUUAGUGUCUGAGAGAAGUGAAAAACAUCAAAAUGUCGGCGAUAUCGUUAUCGUCGCCCACCAUGAGCGACAAGACCCUGCUGCUGAGCGUCGAGGACCUCAUCUCCAUGGCCAUGGGCCCCAGAGAGAAAAAUACAGUGAACUUCAAGAUGAUCCAGACUGUUCUGCACAUCUUGGCUCGUCAGUUGCGCGUGCUGGAGCAAAAAGUGGUGUUAGUGGCUGGCGACCUGCCCGUGCUACGGCCAAAACUGGGCCGCCGAGGCAGACGAGACGACGAACAGGUGUACCAUCGCGGGACGCCGCCUCAAUUCAAAACUGAAGAAGAACGGAUCGCGUGGGAGAAAGAACAAGAUGAACUAGAAGCACAAUCUAGAGCCAGAGCAGAAUCUAGACGGAGAAAGAGCAGGGGCUCCUUAGAUUUUGACGAAGAGGAGGAUGAGUACGAUAGGCCUGGGGCGGGGCGUGGCCGUCGUGAUGGCGAACCAGGGGGCCGGGGCAGGUCAGGACGAGGGCGCGAUAGAUAUGACGAUGAACGCGGGGGUCGAGGCAGAUCAGGUGGUAGGGGAGGUACAGAUAGAGAUAGAUCAGGCGGAAGAGGCGGAAGAGAUAGACAUGGUGAGGACGAGGGACGCCGCGAUAGAUCUGGAAGAUACGACGAAGAAAGUGGUAGUUAUGAGUCUGAAGGUAGAGAUGAAGGUGGUCGACGGCGUGGCAGAGGUGGGAGGUACAGCGAUGAAGAUGAAGGGGGAAGAGGGGGUAGAGGUAGAUCAAAGGGGCGUGGCGGUAAGGAUGGGGUCGAGGAGGACGAUGAAGGGGGUAUAGGUAGAUCACGAGGACGUGGCGGCAGGGAUAGGGACGAGGAAGACGAUGAAGGGGGUAGAGGUAGAUCAAGAGGACGUGGCGGUAAAGAUAGAGACGGGGAAGGGGGAAAGGAUAGGACAGGAAAGCGAGGUGGACGGGAAGACGAAGGAAGCUCUGAAGGGGAAGGGAGAGGGAGUAGAGGACGAGACGGACGGGGGAGAGAUGGCGGACGUGAUGGAAGAGGUAGAGAUGAUGGGAAAGAUGAUGCGGAACGCGGAGGCAAGCAGGGCAUUGGAGUUCGUGGUGAGCAAGAUUUUUUUAACAGUUCUAAUUUUUUUUUAAACUUAGUAAAUGUUUACGCACCUAUCUUUAUUUCAACAGAAAUCCAAGGACCAGGAAAAGAAAAAGUGCUUGUUGUUGAAAAAGGACCAACUACUGUUGGAUCGAGGCGCGAUCGAGACAGCAUCGCCGUGGUGACGCAGUCGCAGUUCGAGCUGCUCGAAGCGCAAGUGGAGGAGCUGCUGCGUGCCGCGGGGCCGCUGCCGGAGCUCACCAUGCCUGACAACAAGCGGUUACGGCAGGACCUGGCCGCCGGCGCCUCGCUCACCGACGCCAUGCAGGCCAUGCAGGUGUCAGCGCGCGUGCAAGCCGCGGAGCAGGCCAUCAUGAAGCUGGGCGGGCUGCUGACGCAGCUCGCUGCCAGCGGGGCGCUGCCGCCCGACGCUGCCGGGGCUGUCAUGGCGGGCGGCUGGGCGGACGACGACGAGGCGCUGAUAAAAUCAACAAAUUUGGGCACGGACACGGGCUACCAGUCGGUCCGUAUCGACCCCUUGGCCAAAGAUGUGCCUGGACACGAACAGGCUGGGAAGACGCCGCCAGGAGGGACGGGGGUUCCAUCGAAGGACAGCAUUUCCGCCGCCGGCAAGUUCGUCACCAAACCGGAGCUGGGCUCCGCACUGACGAAGUUUCGUGAUGAAGUGACAAAGUCUCUGCAAACACAAAUCGAAAAAGCUGCCACGACUGCCGAGAAUGCCGAGAAGACGGCCAAGACCGUCGGCGAGAAGAUGGAGGAGCUCCUGAAGAUGGACUCGCGGCUGACGGCACUGCACUCCACGGUCGAGGACUACACCGAGCAGCUGAACGGCUUCGACGCUGGUCUCACCACCCAGAUGGCCAGUUUCAAGGAGCAGAUGGCGACGAUGCGCGCCGAGCUGCAGGGAGGCCUGGAGCAGCUGGAGGUCGGCAACAGUAACCCUGAGACUGCUGCGGUGAUGGAGUUGAACGAGCGUUUCGAGGACCUGGUGCGAGGCCUGGACGAGACCUUACUGCAGCACACGACGCUCUCCAACAUGCAGCACCAGCUCACCCUGGAGCUCAAGACGUUGGUGGAGGGCGUCGAGAUGCUGCGGGAACAGAAGGCUGACCGCGAUGAACUGCUCGAUAUUCUGCGAGACAAGGCGGACAUCAGCAUGUUGGAAGGGCUGGUGCGACAGGAGGAGUUCGACAGAGCGCAAGCGGAUCUGGAGCAGCGCGUUGAUCAGUGCAACGACAAGUUUAAGAUGCAGGACGAAGUCUGGAUGGAAGCAAUAAAGGACCUUCGCGAGCUGGCGGACACGAAAGCUCAGCUAACGGACCUGUUAAAGAUCCGGGACGAGGCUACAACACAGGUCCAGUCCAUUGAUGAGAGAAUCAACCGACUCGCUCUCAUACUUGGAGAGCCCAAGGCGGCAAUGUUGAUGCGUAAGCUGGCGCGCGAUGCCGUGUGCGGCUCGUGCCUGGCGCCGGCCAUGAUGCACCCGGGGGCGGACGCGCUGCCCCCCGCCCUGCCCCCCGCCCUGCCCCCCGCCCGCGGCCCCGCGCCGCCGCCCUGCCCGCCCGAGCCCAGGGCGCUCCACUACCCCGACUUCAGAACGCACAAAUGCCACCGCUGGGUGGGCGGCUCCCACACGUUGCUGCCGGCCGGUCGCGUGCACGCCGCGCCCCUCGACCUGCCCGACGUCACCAGCAAGUACACCGGCUACGGCGACGACGGACGGCUAUACUGGUUGGAGCGUCAAAUGGAAGCGUGCGUGGAGUGUAACCCUGAGCCGGCGCCCGCGCCGCCCGGCACCGCACGCACCGACGUCGGCGCUGCGGGCGCGGGAGGGGGCGGGGCGGGCGCGGGAGGGGACGCGGCGCCGGCGCCGGCGCCGGGGGACUGCGCCUGCUGA
This is a messenger RNA of Cydia strobilella, 3059 nucleotides long. RefSeq lists its product as uncharacterized. The record is from RefSeq and is a predicted model, not a curated record. Bases 81 to 3059 code for a protein of 992 amino acids. Lineage: Eukaryota; Metazoa; Arthropoda; Insecta; Lepidoptera; Tortricidae. The transcript has 19 exons.